Molecule: messenger RNA, 2695 nt
Organism: Cylas formicarius (sweet potato weevil)
Lineage: Eukaryota; Metazoa; Arthropoda; Insecta; Coleoptera; Brentidae
Exons: 11
Coding region: 73-1923 (616 amino acids)
Molecular function (GO): protein binding
Source: RefSeq, a predicted model, not a curated record
UUGGUGUUCUCCAUAUACGAUAUCGUUACUUCCACAUAAGCCCGUUUCAAUGAAGUACACAUAUCUCCCAAAAUGAUUCGAGUUUUAUCAGUUUCGAUUUUAUUGUUGGUCUCAUGCGUUUUUUCCGGCACCAAUUGUCAAGCGGUUGGUAGAGUGAAACGGUCCGACAUUGAUUUGCAAACGUGCAUCGACAACUUCAAUGUACACAAGGACAAGAUAAUUAGGACACAGGAUUCCCAAAAUAUGGGCGCGAAAUAUUUAAACGAAAUCGAUCUCGGAUCCAGGGAGGAAUGCCUCCGAUUAUGCUGCGAGACGGAAGAUUGCGACGUGUUCGUUUUUGAAGAAAAGAAUUCCGGCAGCUGUUACCUGUUUCAUUGUGGACCGCCUGAGGAUUUCAAGUGCAAGUUCACGCACCACGUCAACUAUUCGAGCGCGGUGUUGUCCAUCAAUCGGCACCUGCCCGACCUCGAGAGUCAAAUUAAGUUAACCAAGCACGAACAAGACUUAACCAAGCUCAGAAAACCAGAAGGUGAGAGCGACAUUUUAAGAAUGGUGCCAGUCGUUCCUGAAAUGCCAAAAAUCACUUCUACCUCUACUAUGACGCCUGCGAUAACGAAAGAGAUUAUACCGAUGUUGACGAAAGUCGAAAAGCACGAUGAAGAACGAAAAUGCAGCCGAAACCAGUUCGAAUGUCGUUCGACUGGCGAAUGCAUUGCCAUCUACAACGCCUGCGACGGUAUACCUCAGUGUGCCGACGCUAGCGACGAAGCCAUAGAGCUAGGUUGUCCCGCCAUGGAAGCCGUAGCCGCCCCGACUCCGGCUACCACGCCUCCAAGGAAGACGGUGGCACCACUUAUGCAGCAACAGGGGCAGACUCACAGAGAAACGCAACAAGUGCAGGCAGGUUACGCAAGUGGAAACGCUGACAUUUCCCAGCCAAAAUCUAACCCCCAAAACACCGGUCGGAUACACUCGGUUUACCAAGGACCACAGCAGAUUCCUCAGAAUCAGGAAAUUGCUCAAAUAUUGCAGGGACAAGUACAACUUCCCUCCGAAGCGGACUUCCUCCGCCCGAUGGUGGCCGAUUCAUUAAACGGUGGGAGAGGUCAAUACGCACCCGUACAGUCUAUACAACCCUACUUAAUGGUGCAAGGGCAAACGGGUUGGAUACCCAGACAGCCACAGAUGGGGUCACCUGUUGUGCAGCAGAUGCAGGUGCCGUUGUAUCCAGAAAAAAAUAAUCGUCUCUUCGAGCAUAAAGACACUGGGAUUCAAGUACCAGAAGUUCGAGAGAUGACGCAGUUACAGUAUCCGGAAGCAAUAAACAGAGAUUACACAAAAUUGUCGAAUUAUUAUGGAGAAAAUUAUAGGCAGCCAAUUCAACAAGAUAACUGGCCGAUAGAAAAUCCUAGGUAUCCCAAUCACCCAAGCUACUCGGAUAAUAGCGAACUAGCACCAUCUGAAAAAAUCGGCGUAAAUCCUCUGCCUCCUUAUAAGGCCCCGGUUACUAUAGUUCAAGAAAAAUCCAAAGAUAAACUAUUGGAGACAGGUCCAAAUACUCAGCUUGUCGAAGAGCAGCUAGCGCACGACUUGAUGCAUUCCAAAGAUAAAGAUAACAUGGAACGAGCGACCAGUGUAUCAAAACUACCAAAGUCAAAGUCCAAAUCAGACAUUCCACAGCACCACCACGAACAGUUCCCCGACGUCAUUUCGGUCAAGUUGGCGGACACGGAGGACACUGAAGACGGAGCGUCCUACAUCCCAAAAGGCGCCAUUUUGUCACUAACUUUAGGUCUCAUAAUUACUUCGGUAAUGGCAGUACUAAUCGGUUGUCGCCUGAGGGUUGUGCGCAGAAGAAUGAAAAGAGGGGGAAAGUCAUACGCCCACGACGCCGACUUUUUGGUAAACGGGAUGUACUUAUAAGAGACGAGUUUCAACAUCCUAUGAAUUUGAUUCUUUUUAAAUUAAGUCCAAGAAUGAUGGCCGACAGCUAAGUAAAUAUUGUCGAAAUUGUUUGGGCAGUAUAACUAUUUCAAACAAACUAGUACGGAAAUUCUUAUCGCAGAAUCCUUAACAUUACUUAAAAAACAGAUGUCCCAGUAAGUCAGAAAUUUUUAUAUAUCACAAGUUGCCCAUUACAGUUACAGGUAUUAUUUGGAUAUCGAGAUGUAACUAGAAACUUUUUAAAUGUUUUUACGCAAGACAUUUCAAAAAGACAGGUCAGGUACACUUAUAAUUGUGUAAUGACAAGAUCAUAUAAAAGACACAGAAAUUGUAGAUAUUAAUUUUAAGAACAUAUUUUGUCAAAAAUUUUGUACUUAUUUACAACGAGGGUGCUUAUUAAUAUUUACAAAUUACGAUGUUUCUUCCAAUUGGAAAUCAGCUAAUUAGAUUUUUUAAGAAUCUGCUUUUAUUAGCUGCCUUAAGGAAAUAUCUACCUACUCAAAUGUACUCCAUUUGUGCUUCUUAAAUUAUUUUGUGCGUUUUGUAACCCGCACAUUUAUGUCCGUCAUAUUUCAGAUUUUGUAUCAUUGUUCCAUCAUCCUGCCACUUUUCUGUUACAAUGUAGCUUGAAAUUAAUUUUCAAUCAUAGUAAACUAUUUCCCUGUAAAUAAAAUCGAAAUAUUUGGGUGAUAAAAUGAAUAACUGUAAAUUUAAAUUGAAGUUAAUUUAGGAAUAAAUAUUAAAAAACUUA